AUGGAGCAAGACCAGACUCCCAGCGAGAAGCCAGGCCAUCCGCCCGCUCAAGCGAUCCUCCACGAGUUGCGCACUGCCGAAAACAGCGCUGCCCAUUUGCUGCCCAAGCUGCAGUCUAUGAAAGAAUCCAACCCCCAUUUGACGCUCUUAGACGUCGGUGCAGGCUCAGGCACCAUCUCUGUGAGUUUCGCCAAGCUCAUCCCCGACGGUCACGUCACCGGCAUCGACCUCAACCCCAACAUCUUGCCACGGGCACGAGCUGUCGCUGAGAUGGCCGGCGUCAAAAACAUUGAGUUUCUGCAGGGCACCGUCUAUAACCUCCCCUUUGCCGACGAGACAUUUGACGUCACCUUUUGUCAUCAAGUGCUAAUCCACAUUGGCACCCCGUGGGAUGCGCUACGUGAAAUGCUCCGAGUGACAAAGCGAGGCGGCAUCGUCGCGGCCCGCGAAGGCGACUACGAGACCGAGUGCGUCUGGCCCGAACUUCCCAAGCUGCGCUGCUUCCAUCAGCUCAUGGCAGGCCUUAUGAGUGCCGGCGGUGGCACUCCAACUGCAGGCCGAGAGCUGCUUUCUUGGGCACUCAAGGCUGGUGCUGAGCGGAGGCAGAUUGAGCUCAGCUAUAGUACAUCGUCAUACCAUACAACGAGCGAGAGGAAAGUCUGCUCCCAGGGGUUGUGUGAUCAGCUCAGAGUGGGUUCUUUGCGCGAGAAAGCCCUCAAGUUCGGUUUAGGUACCGAGAAUGAUUUUGAAGAAAUGGCCAAGGCUUGGGAGGAGUGGGCAAAGAGAGAUGAUGCAUGUUUGGCCAUGCUGCAUGGGGAAAUUCUCGUCCAAAAGUAG
This is a messenger RNA of Cladophialophora psammophila CBS 110553, 837 nucleotides long. RefSeq lists its product as uncharacterized. The record is from RefSeq and is a predicted model, not a curated record. Gene Ontology annotation, molecular function: methyltransferase activity. NCBI's taxonomy places the organism in Eukaryota, Fungi, Ascomycota, Eurotiomycetes, Chaetothyriales, Herpotrichiellaceae. Bases 1 to 837 code for a protein of 278 amino acids. The transcript is spliced from 2 exons.